UUCCUGUUCAAACGAGUUUUAGGAACCCUCCCUCUCCCUUCCCGAUUCCCAUUCUGAUCUUUUUUUCUUAGUAAACUUCAGCCCUAGAUUUCUCGUGGUUUCCGAAGUUAUUGGCCCUAAUUUUCACGCCGUUGGUGUAGUUCUUAGCCUUCGAUUUCGCUCGUCGUGAGCUACCGUCGCUGGUGAAGUUCUUACCUGGGAUAAGGAAUGCCGAAACGAAGGACUUAUCCGGAUGAUGGGUCGUGGAAAGCCUUGCAAGAGGAUGAGUCUGGAGUCCUUCGCCCGAUCGACAAUAAGUCAAUUUACCAUGCUCAGUAUCGAAGGCGUAUUCCUUCUCCUACUUCCUUAGCAGCCAAUGCUCCAAUUCAGAAGGAGACUUGCUGCUUUGACUCCUGGAUUUGCUGGAGAGACAUUGCGAAUGUUUGCAGUGAAGCUACUGCUUUAAUUGCUGCCAGAAACGAAAGUACAGUGGUCACUAUGGGACACUUUGAGGCAGUUACGGACAAAGUCAUAGGUACAUGUGCCACAAUUUGAUCUCCAUACUUUUUGUCUCUUCCAGCAAAUCAUUGCACCUUCCAUUUAAAUGGUUUACUGUAGAGCAAUGUUGGCAGUAUGAUAGAAUGAUUAGAGGUUGGCGUUGUGAGCAUUACCAAUGGGAUAUGGAUAUCAAUAUCAUUGGAGUAGUUGAGGGUUAUGAUAUGUGAAGUUAUUAAUUUUUGGUUGUAACACAGUUGUGUCUAUCAGUUGGAGGCAACUAUCCCUCACAAUCCCAUCCUUAAGCUCUUUACUUUUGGAUAAUGGGCAAUUGCUUUUCCAACGAAGCGGCUGGUCAGUCUUCCGUUGGUGGUACUGCCUUCUCCCAAAGUACUACUUCCAAUGUUGCCAUAGAUUGUUUCUUGUUAUCUCGGGGCUAUCGGGGCCUCUAUUCCCAGAUCGAGCUUUCAUUCUCUGCAUCCAACUUGCGCGACCGAGAUAUAUUCUCUAAGAGUGAUCCAAUGCUGGUUGUCUACACAAAAGGAAAGGAUGGAACACUAGAAGAACUUCAUCGUACUGAAGUAGUUCAAAAUUCCUUAAAUCCAAAAUGGAUUCAUAAGCUUAACAUUACCUAUCAAUUUGAGGUUGUGCAAACUUUGGUGUUUUUUGUAUAUGAUGUGGAUACUCAAUAUCAAAACUUAGGAGUAAAGAUGCUGAAGCUAGAUGAACAGCAAUAUCUUGGUGAAGCAACCUGUGUACUAUCUGAGAUAGUUACCCAAUCAGAUAGAUCACUUAUAUUGGAUCUUGUAUAUAGAGAAGAGUCAACGAGCUCCAGUCUGCCACGACUCUGUGGAAAACUUACCGUUCAUGCUGAGGAAUGUGUUAGCUCGAAGACCACAAUGGAGAUAAUAUUAAGGUGUUCAGACUUGGAACACAAGGAUCUCUUCUCAAGAAUUGACCCUUUUCUGGUUAUCUCAAAAUUUGUGGAGAGUAAGGGUUCAAUUCCAGUUUGCAAAACUGAAGUCAUAAAGAAUGAUUCGAAUCCUACAUGGAAGCCUAUAUUCUUGAAUAUGCAACAAGUUGGAAGCAAGGACAGCCCCUUAAUAAUAGAGUGUUUUAACUUCAACAGCAAUGGGAAGCACGAAUUGAUUGGAAAAGUUCGAAAAACGCUUGUGGAGUUGGAGAAGCUUUCUUUUAGUGGGGAGGGAGAUAGUCUGUUCUUACUUCCUUCUGCUGGACAUGAUUACCAUAACAAAGCACUAAAAAGCCAGCUAUUUGUGGACAAAUUCUCGGAGAGUGUUCAACAAACAUUCCUUGAUUACUUGGCUGGUGGCUAUGAAAUGAACUUCAUGGUGGCUGUUGAUUUCACAGCUUCAAAUGGAAACCCUCGCCUUCGUGAUUCCUUGCAUUUCAUUGAUCCUUCGGGACGCCCAAAUUCGUACCAGCAAGCAAUCAUAGAAGUUGGAGAGGUUCUGCAAUUUUAUGACUCAGAUAAACGCUUUCCUGCUUGGGGAUUUGGAGCACGGCCUAUUGAUGGUCCAGUCUCUCAUUGUUUCAACCUGAAUGGAAGUAGUCACUACUGCGAGGUUGAAGGAACUCAAGGAAUUUUGAUGGCAUAUACAAGUGCGCUCCAUAAUGUGUCUCUUGCAGGACCAACUCUUUUUGGGCCUGUGAUUAACAAUGCUGCAUUAAUUGCCAGUCAGUCUCUUGCAAAUGGUGCGCGGAAGUACUUUGUUUUGCUAAUAAUCACUGAUGGAGUGGUAACCGAUCUCCAAGAAACUAAAGAUGCUCUUGUUAAGGCAUCCGAUCUGCCACUGUCCAUUCUCAUUGUUGGAGUGGGUGGAGCCGACUUUAAAGAAAUGGAGGUUUUAGAUGCGGACAAGGGAGAGAGACUUGAAAGUUCAACUGAACGUGUUGCUUCUCGAGAUAUAGUCCAGUUUGUUCCAUUUCGGGAUGUACAGGGGGUUUCUAUGGUUCAAGCCCUGCUAGCAGAAAUACCUCAUCAAUUUCUGACCUAUGUUCGAAGCAGAGAUGUUCAACCAAAUUCACGAUCAUCGUACCAAACAGCCUGAGAUAUCAAAUCACUUUUUUGUGUUGCCGUCGCUGUUCCACUUUAGCUGGAAAUAUUGGGCAGUUGUGCGAUGUUGCACUGAGCUUAAGGACUUUUGUUUAUAGUCAGGUGUUCGUAACGAUGCAGUGGGUAUAUCCGUUCAAUGGUUGGUGUCUUUUUCCACGGGGACAAGUUUAUUCAAGAGCGAAUAUUGUUGGCUUUAAUGUGCCAGGAACCUUUUUCUAUUCUAGAGAAGAUGACACCAUAUUAUGGCUAUCUACUCUUUGAUUGACAGAAAGGAAUAUCAGAGAGAUUUCUUCUUUUCAUAUCUUGUUCGUUGGAUUUUAUUUGUGGAUUUUGUGAAUACAGUAUUGAACCUUUGGACUUGCAUGAAUUGCUAAGGUUUCAGAGAAAAUUGAAUCACCCAACUUUGUUGAGGACACAAUGCCUUGGUCAAUUAGCUUUGCAAGUUUUUUUAAGGUUAUAAACGAACAUUUUUACAGUUA
Molecule: messenger RNA, 3030 nt
Organism: Cucumis melo (muskmelon)
Lineage: Eukaryota; Viridiplantae; Streptophyta; Magnoliopsida; Cucurbitales; Cucurbitaceae
Product: protein BONZAI 2-like
Exons: 19
Coding region: 798-2546 (582 amino acids)
Biological process (GO): cellular response to calcium ion
Cellular component (GO): plasma membrane
Molecular function (GO): calcium-dependent phospholipid binding
Source: RefSeq, a predicted model, not a curated record